Molecule: messenger RNA, 3222 nt
Organism: Diabrotica balteata
Lineage: Eukaryota; Metazoa; Arthropoda; Insecta; Coleoptera; Chrysomelidae
Source: the annotation of a GenBank genome assembly
AACGAGUCAUUCUAUAUUUGUUACUAAUCGCGGUAGGUAAUAGACCAAAAUGUCUAACAGAGAAAGUGAAACUAAUUCUGCGAGUGAAUUAAACGGUAAUGCCUGGGAGAAUGUCAUCGAAAUCGAGGAAGAUAGGAAAAAAAGCGCCAGCGAGAUCGUAGACUGCAGCCGGAAGGCGUUUUUCGCCGGGAAGUCACGGCCUUUGGAAUUCAGAAAAGAUCAGUUGAAGAAGUUGUUGGUGUUUCUGGAGGAGGAGCGGGAUGGUUUGAAUAAGGCGCUGUAUUUGGAUUUACGUAAACAUAAAAUGGAAUCCGAAGUAUGUGAAAUAGAACUCGUAGCUAACGAUUUAAGACACACGUUAUUGGACCUCAACGAAUGGGCUAAGCCUGUUAAACCAGAAAAGAGGCUGAUCAAUUUUCUUGAUGGUGUUUUUAUUUACAGUGAUCCGUAUGGAGUUGUAUUAGUUAUUGGGGCAUGGAACUAUCCAUUAUUGCUAACAUUAGGACCAGUUGUAGGUGCUAUAGCUGCAGGAAAUACUGUAAUUUUAAAACCCUCUGAAUUGGCUCCAUAUACUGCCGAUUUUCUUGCUACAGUAUUAACCAAAUACCUGGACAGACAAUGUUUUCAAGUUUAUUUAGGAGGCAUUGAAGAAACGUCCGAACUGUUGGAAGAAAAAUUUGAUUAUAUUUUUUUUACUGGUUCUACGCAGGUGGGGAAAAUUGUGAAUCUUGCAGCAGCGAAACAUUUAACCCCAGUCACUUUGGAAUUAGGUGGUAAAAGUCCAGUGUAUUUGGAUGAAUCUGCUGACAUUCAAAAAGCAACCAGAAGAAUCCUUUGGGGUAAAUUUAUAAAUAGCGGUCAAACCUGCGUUGCUCCAGACUAUCUAUUAUGCACUAAGACAACAGAAACCCAAUUUUUGCAAGAAGCCAAAAAAGUUCUUACCGAGUUUUAUGGAUCUGAUCCAAAAAGUUCGACAUAUUUAAGCAAAAUAAUUACCGAGAGACAUUUUAAAAGAUUACUGGAGUUUAUCCAACCCGAAAACGUUGCAAUCGGAGGAAAAUUUAACACUGACGAAAGGAUUAUAUCACCUACAAUUCUAAUAAAUGUUAGUUUAGACGAUCGAGUGAUGAAAGAAGAAAUUUUUGGGCCCAUUUUACCUAUUAUAAACGUGAAAAAUGCCGAGGAAGCCAUACAAUUUAUAAACGAAAGGGAAAAACCUCUUGCUCUGUAUGUUUUGGCGAAAGAUAAAAGGGUACGAGAUGCCUUUUUAACUCGAACAUCCGCUGGGGGUGUUACUGUUAAUGACACAGUAAUGCACUUAACAACGGAGAAUUUGCCAUUUGGGGGUGUAGGUUUUAGCGGAAUGGGUUCAUACCAUGGUAAACAGGGAUUCGAUACAUUUUCCCAUCAAAAGUCUGUGUUAGUAAAGGAUUUCAGUGGGUUAACGGAACUUUCACUUUCUCUGAGGUAUCCUCCUUACAAUGAUGUCAAACUAAGUAUCCUGAACUGCGUUUUAAAGAAAAGGCGUGGGAUUCCAAAUAGCUAUAUUAAAAACGCUGGAUUAUUUUCUGUUGGGUUUAUGUUUUCGUAUGCUUUUCAUUUUAUGUGGUGCCUUAUAGAUGGCUGCAAAUAUUAGAUUAGUCUUAUUUAUUAUCUAUUUAUUUUUUAAAAAAUUAUGAGUUAUUAAAUUGCCACUAAGAAGACUUUAUUUUUUUUUAACUAAGAAAUGAGUCGAUAGAUCUAGCUAUCACGCCCUGUAAUCGUUUGGUAAUCUUUAACAUGAUCUAUAUCUAUUUGGUUUUUCUCGGGUACAUAUGAAUCGCUUAUCUCAGAAAGCGACUCGAGUCAUUUUAACCAACUUUCGAGAAAUAUGUAAAAAACUGUCUGCCCUUAGUUUUUUGCCGUGAUAAUUUUUUUAUGCCAACUAUAUCUGUACAAGGAGAUUAGCACUAUUAAUUUCCAAUUUAAUAAUAUUGUCCAUUUAUAAAAAAUUUAUUAAUGUGUGUUUUUUCAUCUACUAAAUACUUUUCUGCAAUAAAAUAACAUCCAUUAAAUAAAUUACUCUAUUUUUUUCAUGCUUCAAUCAUUGUUCGUUAUAUCACAUUACAGCAUAUAUUGCUAAAACACUAAACAUCACUACAAGUUACUAUCAACACUUAUAUUCUAAUGAUUCUGCUCUGAAAUCUUUAUAAUAUCUACAAAGUACUAUCUUUUUUCUUUAAGUAAGUACUAUUAAGUUCUUAAAUAAGUACUAUUUUCUUUCUUUAGAGGUAACAUCCAAGAAGUAUAAGCUAGUGCUUUAGGAAGCUGAAUGGUUUGUGGGUCAACUUUACUAACAUUGAAAUUACUAUAGUAUUAAGCAGUAUUAUUAUUGAAAUUAAUAUUGAAAUAUUCUCGCCAUCUCCAUGAGAGAGCUGCACACUCUCAGUUGAACAGACUCUCUUCUUGAAUAGGUGAGGCCAUCAGUUAUUAAGUAUACUUCCUGUAUCUAUGAGAUUGACAGUAUUUUAGGAUUUAUCUAAUGGGGCAUUUUAUGAUGCUAAAUUUCUCAUCACAAGACAAGAAUGAAUGCCCUCUAAGAGGAAAGAAAUGUCUAAUUUUUUUUUUAAACCGGCCUUUGAUAGCAAGAGUUAAGUAUGAUUACUUACUCUUGCUAAGUAAGUAUGAGGACCCAAAUCAAAGUAUGAUUUUUAUUCUGAACCGGACAAUUUUCGGAAAUAAAUGAAUUUUAGUUGAAGAUGAAAUAUUUUCUUCAAUGUAGUCUACAAGAAAAUAAGCUACAUCAGUUACUCCUUUAUUGUUUGGCAGUCGUGAUAGUAGUGAAGUAAAACUGAAUACGUUCACUUAGGUGAGCAGAAUGGUCAUAUUAUAUAAUGUUUCCAUCGUUUCAAAAUGUCUCAUAUUUUCAUAUAAAAUUUAGUCGAUAUAACUAUUUUAUUAAUAAAAAACUUUUUUACAUUGUUUUAUUAUAUGUGUAAGAAAUCAACGAAUAACUUAACGGAUGUACGUAGUUGAUGUAAAUUUAGACGACAAUGUUAAUGGUUAAAUGUGUAAAACAUAAAUGGAAUCCUUAGAAGUGCCUUAAAAAGAAAUUUGUUAUAUUUAAUACCUAAAUGAAUGUAUUAUACUUUAGAUGUGACAAACUAAUACAUAAGUUAACACUAUUUGUUUCAAAAUCCUUUGUAAAAAAUUUGUUUAAAAUAAAUACGUGUUAUGGAUUUC